Malurus melanocephalus (red-backed fairy wren) is the source of this 274-nucleotide messenger RNA. RefSeq names its product serine/threonine-protein phosphatase 6 regulatory ankyrin repeat subunit C-like. The transcript has 2 exons. The annotation marks the transcript as partial. The record is from RefSeq and is a predicted model, not a curated record. Lineage: Eukaryota; Metazoa; Chordata; Aves; Passeriformes; Maluridae. Gene Ontology annotation, molecular function: protein binding.
CUCCUGGAAAUGUCCUUUAACUGCCUGGAGGACGUGGAAAGUUCCGUCCCCGUCAGCCCUUUGCACUUAGCUGCCUACAACGGUCACUGUGAAGCGCUCAAGGCGCUGGCCGAGACGCUGGUGAACCUGGACGUGCGGGACCAGCGCGGCCGCACGGCGCUCUACCUGGCCACGGAGCGCGGCGCCACGGCCUGCGUGCAGGUGCUCACCAGCCACGGCGCCUCCGCCCUGCUCAAGGAGAGGAAGAGGAAGUGGACGCCGCUGCACGCUGCUG